CCUUCCUCGCUUGCCUUCUCCGGACUGGCGCUCCCCUCCCUCUCCGCUCUAAGGAUGCCUGCGGAAUGAUUGUCCCUCGGGCGGCUGCUGCUGCUGCUGCUGCCAUUCGGCUCUGGCGGGCUGGCAGAAAGUGCAACUGACUAGCCUGGGCUCUGCAGCAAGAGCGGAGUGAAUGAAUGAAGAGUGAAAAAACAGGCGCACACCUUGGAUCAGAAUGCAGGCGCCCUCCAACAUCCUCAACCUGCUGCUGCUGGCUUUGCUCGCUGGGCUCGACCCAUCCAAGACUCAAAUUAGCCCCAAAGAAGGAUGGCAAGUGUAUAGUUCAGCCCAAGACCCAGAUGGCCGAUGCAUUUGUACUGUAGUUGCACCAGAACAAAAUUUAUGUUCCAGAGAUGCCAAAAGCAGGCAACUUAGACAACUGCUAGAGAAGGUUCAGAAUAUGUCCCAAUCUAUUGAAGUUUUAAACCUACGGACUCAGAGGGAUUUCCAGUAUGUUUUAAAAAUGGAAACACAAAUGAAAGGGCUGAAGGCUAAGUUUCGGCAAAUUGAAGAUGAUCGGAAGACAUUAAUGACAAAGCAUUUUCAAGAUUUGAAGGAAAAGAUGGAUGAGCUGUUGCCAUUGAUCCCAGUUCUGGAACAGUACAAAACUGAUGCCAAGUUAAUCACCCAGUUCAAGGAAGAAAUUAGGAAUCUGUCAGCAGUUCUCACUGGGAUUCAGGAAGAAAUUGGUGCCUAUGACUAUGAGGAACUACACCAGAGGGUGCUCAGUUUAGAUACCAGACUUCGAGACUGCAUGAAAAAACUCACAUGUGGCAAAUUGAUGAAAAUUACAGGCCCCGUUACAGUCAAGACCUCUGGAACCCGAUUUGGAGCCUGGAUGACAGAUCCUUUAGCAUCAAAAAAGAAUAAUCGAGUCUGGUACAUGGACAGUUAUACUAACAAUAAAAUUGUCCGUGAAUACAAAUCAAUCACAGACUUUGUCAGUGGGGCUGAAUCAAGAACAUACAAUCUUCCGUUCAAAUGGGCAGGAACCAAUCAUGUUGUCUACAAUGGCUCCCUCUAUUUCAACAAGUAUCAGAGUAACAUAAUCAUCAAAUACAGCUUUGACACAGGACGGGUGCUUGCACAGCGUAGCCUGGAGUAUGCUGGCUUUCACAAUGUGUAUCCCUACACUUGGGGUGGCUUCUCAGAUAUUGACCUGAUGGCAGAUGAAAUUGGGCUGUGGGCCAUAUAUGCUACCAACCAGAAUGCAGGCAACAUUGUUAUCAGCCAGCUAAACCAGGAUACGUUAGAAGUGAUGAAGAGCUGGAGUACAGGCUAUCCAAAGAGAAGUGCAGGGGAAUCCUUCAUGAUCUGUGGAACUUUGUAUGUUACCAACUCACAUUUAACAGGAGCCAAGGUCUACUAUUCUUAUUCCACGAAAACCUCCACUUAUGAGUAUACAGACAUUCCUUUCCAUAAUCAGUACUUUCAUAUAUCCAUGCUUGACUACAAUGCAAGAGAUAGAGCUCUCUAUGCCUGGAACAAUGGACAUCAGGUCCUGUUCAAUGUCACCCUUUUCCACAUUAUUAAGACUGAAGAUGACACAUAAACUUGUCUCUCACCUCCACUCCCUGCACACGCACACUUCAAAAGUGUCAUUUGUGAUAAACUCUAAAACAUCCUUUUGGAUUUCUUUUCAUUUAAGUUCUUUUUCAUUAAAAAAUGAAAGCAUUUUCUACUGUGCAAUGUGUUCCAAAUAUGGCUGAGCCUGUCAAAAAUGACCUGUUGGAAAUACGAGCAUCCUAACUCUUGAAAAAACAAGGCCUCCCAUGACCUUGUCAUGAAACGCACUAAAGAGGGUUUAAGUGGCUAAAGAUGGUUUUAAAAAGAUUAUGAUCUGCCUUAUAUUAGAGUCAGAGACUAAUGGUGGCUUAAAUGCAUGAAUGUCUUUUUUCACCUUAUGUCUUUUUUAAUCUGUCUAUUGCUCAACAUCAGGAAAUAUUUUGGUAGCAAUCUGAAGCAUAAUGCACAUUAUUCUUAUUUAUUCCAAGAGAAAGAUUUUAGGGAUUUGAUUUACUUUGAAAAAAUGUAUAUGAUUCAUUUUGCCAUCACACCAUUUCUGAUGCGGUGCUGUACAGUAUGUUUUGAACUCACUUGCAGUUUAUCGACUAUAUGUAUUUCUACCAUUGUAACCACCAUUGUGCAAUUGUAUCUCUUCACUUCCGUGAAAGUAAACUAAGUACUAUUUUUUAUAAAAUAUAUUGAAGUUUAGUCACAGUUCUAAACAGGGGUCAAUUUAAAAUGUUAUCAAACACAUGACAGUGGGUCCCCAACUUUUGGCUGGUAGAUGCACACAUGCUAGCAAAUAAGCACUAUCAGCCUGUAUCCUCAUAUGCCAGUCUCUGUUCCCACUAUCAAUUGUCUUGCUCAUUUUCUCUCUCCUGCCAUUUUCUACCUUUUCUUCCUCCCAACCAUUUUCUUUCUGAUGUAUUUUUCACUCUCUAAUUUUGGGUGUUAUUUUCCUCUCAUGUUCUGUAGCUCUCCCUAUCUGUAGCAGAAAGCUACAUACUGCUUUCUGUAACCUGUCUGUGGGUUCCUCCUUUGGGGGCAGGCUCUCAAGGCUUACAUGAAUACUGCAGGAUAAGAGGAGACUUACUUAGGACUGUAGGUGGGCUGCUGCCUCAGCCUGCACUCCUAUAUGUGCGAGCUGCUCAUCUGGGUGGCUGUAAUAGAGGCCACUGUAGAAGGGAGGUGGCUUUCCUGGAUCUGCCAGCUUCAUUACCUACAUUAACAGGAGCACAUUUCCACUGGGGGAAGGCUUGUCUGGGCAUAUAGCAGCUCAAAAAAAGCAGCAGCAAAGUGGUCAGGCAUGACAUCUGGUAUCCAUCAUGAUAGUUUCCCUGAAAAUGCCAACUAUAACAUUAAGCAUGAACUCUCCUGUUACUGAGAGGUACAUACAUUAGUAGAUGCUGUCCUGGUCUAUUGAUUUAAAUGGGAAAUAUAUUGCAUGGCUAAACAAACUGCAACAGAUAUUUAGCAAAAAUUUUAGCUAUUGACUGAAAUAGUAUUGCUGCCUCUGAUCAAAAACUAAUUCUCUUGAAAGGAAGUUUUUUGUGAAAUCUGUGAUUUUUACUAAUAUUACCAGUUUCAAAAUUUUGAGGGUGGGAUGAGGUUGUUUGUAGAGGAUUUAUUUACUUAUUUUUGCAACUGACAUGGUAUAAAAGAAAAAAAUGCUAUAUAACAUGAAGAAUGAUACAGAAUUAUUUUACGUUACCAUGACGCAUAUCACAGAUUAUGAAAGCCACAAGUCUGCAGUACAGAACACAAAGGCUCUGUUCCCCAAAAAUGUGUUUAGAAUAAACACCUUUUUCAAAUCCUUUUAACCAGAAAAUGGAAAAUGAUGAAGUG
Chelonoidis abingdonii (Abingdon island giant tortoise) is the source of this 3390-nucleotide messenger RNA. It is a transcript of the gene OLFM3, whose product is annotated as olfactomedin 3. Lineage: Eukaryota; Metazoa; Chordata; Testudines; Testudinidae. Gene Ontology annotation, biological process: signal transduction. The record is from RefSeq and is a predicted model, not a curated record.